CUGAUGUAUUGUAUACAACGUAGUUGUUGAACGAACGGAUAGAAUCCGCCAAAAGCACUGAUGAUUUGAAAGAAAUGAUGCAAACCUGUGAUGACUACCAACUUUUAGAGCUAAAGAAGCUGCUAUGCAAGGUUAUGGCAGAAAAGUAUGAAGAAGAAGGCAACACGCAAGAGGCGACUAUCAGUUAUGCCACAGCUGGUGAUGUUGCUUCUUUGGACAAACUGGCGGAUAAGGCACUACAACGAUAUCUGGAAAGUGGUGUUCUGGAACAAGUUGUUACGGAAACAAAUGAGAUUCGGGCUACUAUAGAAAAGAGCACACACUACAAGUUUCUUUUCCAAUACCAACGGUUACGCAAUCUUCUCGAGGUAGUGUCACAAAAGUGCUUCAUCAAAGAAGAAACAGCAUGGAAACUGACGUCUAUUAUUUGUUUAUGGCCAAUCUCGGAACCUAGAAAAACCAGCAUGACGAGGCUGCAAAUCUUAUCAAGCAGAUGUUGACGUCCAUCGAUGCCCCUGCAGAAUUCCAGGUCAUUUUGCUGAUUGACAGUAUGUCCAUAUUAGAAGAAACGACCAACGACCGUGUUAUUUUCAGUGAAAGCGAGACAUUAGAUUUGAUGCGACGGCUGCAACGAACGCGCAACAGCCUGCAUGCAAACGUAUUCACGCAAUGCUAUAACCGU
Messenger RNA from Zychaea mexicana, 682 nucleotides. RefSeq lists its product as uncharacterized. The transcript is spliced from 4 exons. The record is from RefSeq and is a predicted model, not a curated record. NCBI's taxonomy places the organism in Eukaryota, Fungi, Mucoromycota, Mucoromycetes, Mucorales, Lichtheimiaceae. The coding region runs from base 75 to 500 and encodes 141 amino acids.